Molecule: messenger RNA, 1386 nt
Organism: Pelagomonas calceolata
Lineage: Eukaryota; Pelagophyceae; Pelagomonadales; Pelagomonadaceae
Source: the annotation of a GenBank genome assembly
CCUCCUCGCAGUCAAUCAGUCACAGAUUGCUGUAUUUCACAGCCUGCCAUUGCUAGCGCAGCCGCUGCGCGAGAAACCGUACCACAAGAACAGCAGCAGAGCAGCAUGCCAGUCCUCAGCCGAAACCAAGUCCUGAAGGGCGAGUUCCGCGUCGGCGCGAGAUUAGGAGAGGGCGCCUGCGCCGAGGUCUACUGCUGCGAGCGUGUCCAGGGCGCUAAAUUAUCAAGAGCCCAAAAAUUACAGCAAUCCGACGCGGACCUCGUCGUCAAGGCCGCGCCGAUCCCGCCCCAAUCCAAGAAGAAGGCUAAAGAUUAUAUGGACAAGAAGCGCGCCGCCGACACACUAUUUGCGGAGCAUUUGCUGUACGCCAACGUGCUGAACCGGCACCCGCGGCGCUUCGGCACGAAGGUCGGCUACGGCGAAGAUCAGAACUGCCGGUAUUUAGUACUGGAACGGCUCGGCCCGUCCCUGGGCGACGAGAUGGCCGAGACGCGACUAACACCGCAACAACUCGCGUCGAUCGGCGCGGACUGCCUUGCUUCGUUAGAAGUGCUCCACGCGCAGAAGUACGUCUACUGCGACAUGAAGCCCGAGAACAUUAUGCUGGGGACUUGUUCGUCCGGUCGGAUCCGGGACAAGGACCAAGCGCGCUUGGUGGACUUUGGCGUCGCCACUAGAUACGUCUCGGCCGUGUCCGGCAAACAUAAAGCAGAGGACGAGGGCGGCGGCCAGGCGGGCACGCCGCGCUUCGCGUCCCUGGCGUCUUCAUCAUCGCCGCCGGCGCGCCGCGACGACGUCGAGGCCCUGGCCUACGUGUUGCUCUGCGCGGCCGCGGACGACCGCCUGCCCUGGGACUCUGCACAAUCGGACGAGGCCGUGCUGGCGGCGAAGAAAAAGUGCGGCGACGCCUACGGCGUGCUCGCCGCGCUCGAGGACGAUUUGGUGGGCUUCGCCGGCGACGCGCGGCCUUUGGGGGAUUUCCUCGCGGACGCGCGCGCCCUCGCUCAUAAUGCGGCGCCGGACUACGAGCGCCUGCGCGGCCACCUGCGGACCCUCGCCGCCUCUUCUUCAAAACGCCGCCGCUCCGGCGCGCCCGCUUCCUCCAAGCGGCGCAAGGCGCCCGCGCCCAUGGACGAGUCGUCUUCUGAAGAAGAGGACGAGGCGCCGCGGCGCCCGCCGCCGCGGCGCCGCGCGGUGCCGAUGGACUGCGACGCGCCGCCGCCGCCGCCGCGCCGCGCCGCGCGCAAGGCGCCCGCCGCGCGCAAGCCCGCCGCUCCGCGCAAGGCGCCCGCGCGCAAGAGCCCCAAGCGGGCGCCGCCCGGCAGGCCCGACGUCUCCAUCGAGGCGCUCCUCGCGAAGGCGCGCGCGGCGAAGGCCAAGAAGUAA